This is a messenger RNA of Anopheles bellator, 2440 nucleotides long. Its product is annotated as mucin-2-like. The coding region runs from base 1 to 2214 and encodes 737 amino acids. The record is from RefSeq and is a predicted model, not a curated record. The transcript is spliced from 6 exons. Lineage: Eukaryota; Metazoa; Arthropoda; Insecta; Diptera; Culicidae.
AUGCUAGGUUUCCGGUUGCUCGGAAUCCUGCUCCUGGCACAGGCAAGUCUUGGCGGGGCGCAGCUGUUCGGUCGUGGCCAGAAUGCGGUGGCCCCGGCGGGCCGGAAUGUCCUACGGCAAGGCGAUCGCCAGCCGCAACACGAUCACACGCACAUCGAGACGAUCGAUGUCAAGUGUGACCAACGGAGCGGAAUGCUCGUGACGGUGCAGUUCGAAGACGACUUCCAGGGGGUCAUCUACAGUCAGGGCUACCACAACGACCCGAAGUGUCGCUACGUCCAGGCGAACCAGGGUGGCCGGCAGUUCACCUUCACGGUGCCAUACGCUGGGUGCGGCAGCAAGCCGUCGUGCGCCGUGUGCGCCUCGGUCGACAACGUGCUCGUCAUCCAGACGGACGACGAGGUGCAGGAGGCCUGGGACACGGCCCGCCGCAUCUCGUGCAGCCAGAGCGAGCAGCAGCAGAACACCAUCAUCUUCAAGCCGUUCGUCGUCGACCAGCUGGAGGUGAUCAAUGUGCCGACGUCGACCGGCGGUGUCGACUGCUGGAUGGACAUCCAGCGCGGAACCUUCCCGCGGAUCGAGCCCAUCCCGAGCAUCAUCAAGAUUGGCGAAGCGCUCAGUGUGCUCGUGUAUCUGCGCGAUCCGAAGGGCGAGUAUGACGUCUCGGUGAAGGACUGUUACGCCUACGAUAGCGCGGACUACGACGCUCCGAGCACCGCACGGUUGCAGCUGUCGGAUAAAAAUGGGUGCUCACGCAAGAAGAAGCUGUUCGGGCUGUGGCAGAAAACGACGCAGACCGGUGACUCGGGAGCCACGCUGGUGGUGCACAACAGCAUCAAGGCGUUCAAGUUCCCCGAUCGGAUGCAAGUGUUCCUGAAGUGCGACAUCGAAAUCUGUCGCGGUGGCUGCGGACCUCAGGUUUGCGCGGAGGAAAACCUCAUUAGCACGGUCGCUACGUAUUUACCACCAGUUGAUAAGCCCAAUUGCUAUCCUGGAUCAACAGAUCCACGGUGUCCUCAAACAACACCAAGACCAGUACCAACUACUACUCCUGCACCACGUUGCUUCCCAGGAUCAACUGAUCCACGGUGUCCUCAAACAACACCAAGACCAGUACCAACUACUACUCCUGCACCGCGUUGCUUCCCAGGAUCAACCGAUCCUCGCUGCCCGCAAACAACUACACGACCAGUUCCAACAACUACAUCUCAACCUCGUUGUUACCCUGGAUCUAACGAUCCGCGUUGCCCGCAAACAACAGCUGCUCCACGAUGCUAUCCCGGAUCAGACGACCCACGAUGUCCGCGUCCAACAACUGCUCGCCCUGUCCCAACCACAACAGCAGCGGCUCGUUGCUUCCCAGGAUCAACCGAUCCUCGAUGCCCUCAAACAACUCCUCGUCCCACUCUUAAGUGCUACCCAGGUUCAACUGAUCCACGCUGCCCGCAGACAACCAGCCGGCCUUUACCAACAACACCUCCAGCACCACGUUGUUACCCUGGCUCCAGUGAUCCUCGUUGUCCGACGACUCCGAGACCCACCACUCAGCCUCCACUGCGUUGCUUCCCAGGGUCAACCGAUCCACGUUGUCCUCAAACAACACCAAGACCAGUACCAAGUACUACUCCACCUACCACUCAGCCACCACUACGAUGCUUCCCAGGAUCCACUGAUCCACGGUGUCCCCAAACAACGCCGAGACCAGUGCCAACCACAGCUCCAGCACCUCGUUGCUUCCCCGGAUCAACGGAUCUACGCUGUCCAACAACUGCACGUCCGACGACGACAACACGUAAACCCUGCUACCCCGGUUCUCCGGAUCCGGCGUGUCCUAGGCCAUUCGUCACAACGACGCCAUCGCCGUGCUAUCCCGGCUCACCAGAUCCCAACUGCCCGCAGCCUUAUCGACCAACUAGCACCAAUCCUCCUGCUACUUAUCUACCACCGUUCCCAGCCACGGCCAAUGCACGCCCCGCUCGGCAUCUCAGCCCAGAAACGCUGAACGACAUAAACGCCCUGGCCGACUUAACAGACCAGGCUGCCGUCAUAGCUGAAACUUCAUCCAGCGCGAGUGCCGCUGACUCCGUAAACGCAAACGAAUCAAGACCGAAACGAGACGCCAGCCUAGCAAACGAAUUGGACGGAGAGGUGACGAAGGAAAUCAUCUCGAUCACGCUCAACAUCAAGGGUUACCAGUUUGCUGCAGAUCCGUGAGCCUCGGCACGGAUCGGACCGGGAUCAAGACACCGGCCAGUGUAAAACGCGAAUAAUACUCAUCUGAGAAGAGAAAGCGGCAUCGAAAGGAUGCCGGAACCACAAUAUUCAUUAGUGUGUAGUCGAACGUAGUCGAAAUUCGAAGAUCACUCACCAUAAAAGUGCCUACCAGUUAGAGAUAGACGUAAUGCUCGCUGUAAAUAAAGUCAAUAAAAUGUCCGCCAGA